Molecule: messenger RNA, 1168 nt
Organism: Cuscuta epithymum
Lineage: Eukaryota; Viridiplantae; Streptophyta; Magnoliopsida; Solanales; Convolvulaceae
Source: the annotation of a GenBank genome assembly
GUUUGAUCCGGCCCAUUUAGAAAAUCAGAUUUGGAAUAACCUAACCCUAGUAACUCGAUCUACCAUUUCUCUCUACGGCUCGUCUCUCAGCUUACAGCUCCUCUUCACCUUAGGCCGGUCGGACACAUCCUACACCACGCCGUUCGUCUAAUAUCCAGAGAUAUUUUGAAGGGGCAAGGCAUUCUUUUGCCAUGAGUAAGUUGCAAAGUGAUGCCGUGAGAGAAGCGAUAUCCCAACUAAUGGGCGAUUCAAAGGAGAAGAAUCGCAAGUUCACCGAGACCAUUGAACUUCAAAUUGGGCUGAAGAACUAUGACCCUCAAAAGGACAAGCGUUUCAGUGGUUCUGUGAAAUUGCCUCAUGUGCCACGCCCUAAGAUGAAAGUAUGCAUGCUUGGAGAUGCCCAGCAUGUGGAAGAGGCUGAGAAAAUUGGCAUGGAGUAUAUGGAUGUGGAGAGUUUAAAGAAACUCAACAAAAACAAGAAACUUGUGAAGAAACUUGCUAAGAAGUACCAUGCUUUUUUGGCAUCUGAAGCUGUUAUCAAACAAAUCCCUCGUCUAUUGGGCCCUGGUCUAAACAAGGCAGGCAAGUUUCCUACCUUGGUGACACAUUCGGAGUCAUUGGAGAACAAAGUUAACGAAACAAAGGCUACUGUGAAAUUCCAGCUUAAAAAGGUCCUUUGUAUGGGUGUUGCUGUUGGUAAUGUGGCAAUGGAAGAUAAGCAGAUUUUCCAGAAUGUUCAAAUGAGUGUGAAUUUUUUGGUAUCAUUGCUGAAAAAGAACUGGCAAAAUGUAAGGUGCCUGUAUCUGAAGACCACAAUGGGAAGGCCUAUUCGUAUCUUUUAAUUUAUGUUCUUUGUAUUUUUUAGUUAACUUCUUCGAAGGAGAAAUGAGAAUUUCUGAAAGUUAUUAUGAGGUACUAAGAACUGUAAAUCAGUCUUGUACUGCUGUUUUUGAAGACUCGUUUUCUACAGCAUCUAGCAUUUUGCUUUGUUGUGACUUGAGACAUUAGUAAUACUUUAUCUAUUGUAUUCUGUCCUACCUUAUGUAUUGGGAUAUUUCAAGCCAGCUUUACGCAUUAUGCAUUUAUGCCCUCAUAAAUUUGGUUAAAUUUCAACGUAUCUCUCCUUAUAUCAUAAACGCCAACUUCUGUUAGUAUGGUUCUUUUUCCG